Messenger RNA from Poecilia latipinna (sailfin molly), 1917 nucleotides. Its product is annotated as ski oncogene-like. Gene Ontology annotation, molecular function: SMAD binding; RNA polymerase II cis-regulatory region sequence-specific DNA binding; DNA-binding transcription factor activity, RNA polymerase II-specific. The record is from RefSeq and is a predicted model, not a curated record. The coding region runs from base 838 to 1917 and encodes 359 amino acids. Gene Ontology annotation, biological process: negative regulation of transforming growth factor beta receptor signaling pathway; negative regulation of transcription by RNA polymerase II; negative regulation of BMP signaling pathway. The transcript has a single exon. Lineage: Eukaryota; Metazoa; Chordata; Actinopteri; Cyprinodontiformes; Poeciliidae. Gene Ontology annotation, cellular component: nucleus; cytoplasm; transcription regulator complex.
CACUCUUUAAAGCGGCAAAAGUCUUCUAACUUUCUACACUUUUUUUCCCCUGCUUCGAGGUCUGUGUUAAGCUGUCCGCGCAGUGCUUGCGCGUGUUUGUGCGCGCGUUGCGGCGCAUGUCGUGUGCGUGCGUGUCUACGGUGUCAGCGGCGGUGAGGGGGUGACGGCUCGUUCCUGGAAGAGCCUGGCCUGCCUGCAGAGUCACUCACAUUCCUGGCUGGGAUUCAAUGACUGAGCCAGACACACAAACACUGAGGGUGGAGGAAGAGCGGUGGAGGAAAGGGGAGGGAGAGGGCGCGUGAGAGAGAGCUAGACGGGGCGCGAGGCAGAGAGGCAGGGAGGGAGUGGGGGAGCGCGCGCGGACGGGCACGGCAGGCUGCUUCUCAGACUUCUCAUCUCCAUCCAGUCAGAGUGAACUGCGGGGGCAGACCGAGCGGUUCUCUGCAGUCCUCGACAGCGGAAAGAAGCCCAGAGUAAGAUUUUUUUUUUCCCUCGCCGAGCUUUUCCCCGCUUCGGUUGGUUUUCGCCUGCUCUGCUUUGGGAAUCGACCAACAGAACUUUUCGGCACUCUGGAGUUUCAGACAGUCUCGUUUUUUUAUUUUUUGAAAUGGACAGUCGGCGACCUGCUGCGGGGAGCGAUGUUCUCUGAGCUGGACUAAAACUGUAAGAACUGUCGCAGGGAUCUUUAAAAGCUCCGUUCACUGGAUGUUUGAUGAAGCUCUUCUCGGUUUUAGUCAGUUCUGGGACGCCGUGGAUUUACCAGGUCGGGGAACGGAUUGAUACUUGUGAUUCCCGUUCAGCGAGAAGGAUUAACGCUUCCAAAGUUGGAAGAAAAACAUGGAGACUGUAAGUCGGCAGAGCUUCCAGCCUCACCCGGGACUGCAACAAACUCUGAAGCAGUUUCACCUCAGCGCUAUAAACUCCCUGGGCGGACCGGCGGCUUUCUCGGCUCGGUGGCAGCAUGAGCUCCUCUUCAAGAAGGACGGGAAAGAGCCCGAGCCGGUCCUGCAGCAUCUGCCGCCGCCCGUGAUGCCGGGCCCGCUUUUCAUCCCGUCCGACCGCUCCACGGAGAGGUGCGAGACGGUGCUGGAGGGGGAGACCAUCUCGUGCUUCGUGGUCGGCGGGGAGAAACGCCUGUGCUUGCCGCAGAUCCUCAACACGGUGCUCCGGGACUUCUCCCUGCAGCAGAUCAACUCGGUGUGCGACGAGCUGCACAUCUACUGUUCCCGCUGCACGGCGGACCAGCUGGAGAUCCUCAAAGUCAUGGGCAUCCUGCCCUUCUCCGCGCCGUCCUGCGGCCUCAUCACCAAGACGGACGCCGAGCGGCUCUGCAACGCCCUGAUCUACGGAGGAGCAUAUCCGCCGCGAUGCAAGAAGGACCCGGGCUCCGGCUCUCUGGAGCUGCAGCUCACCGAUCGGAGCUUCAAGAUCUACCACGAGUGUUUCGGCAAGUGCAAGGGCUUGUUCGUACCGGAGCUGUACAGCAGCCCCAACGCAGCGUGCAUUCAGUGCAUGGACUGCAGACUCAUGUAUCCGACCCACAAGUUCGUGGUGCACAGCCACAAGGCGCAGGAGAACAGGACUUGCCACUGGGGCUUCGACUCGGCCAACUGGAGGGCGUACAUCCUCCUGGGUCAGGAUUACACGGGGAAAGAGGAGAAGGCGCGCCUGGAGCUGCUGCUGGACGAGAUCAAGGAGAAAUUUGACUUCGCCAACAAGUACAAGAGGAAAGCAUCAUCCAGGGUGAGUCAGUCUGGCUGCGUUCAAGCGCCACUGCUGCUGCUGACAACUUUGAGCUCUGCCAUGCUUUAUCCACUGAUUUCCCCCAUCCAAAGGAAGGAAUCCAUGUGUGGAUCACAGUUUUGCCCCAAAGUUUUUCCUAUCCCUAAAACGGAAUUCUCUCUGAUCCCUGUUUAG